AUGCACGUGAAGACCGAAGCGGUCGACGAGAGCACAUCUGCGCUGGUUUUGGGCAGUCAGGAGUCGCCUGCGCCCUGCGGAGAUACCGCAUGCAGAGGAGGAGGAGGGGGGGGAGGAGGGGAUCAGACUACAGAUGAGCUGGCUGACACAGAGCUGCAAGCAGCCGCGACAUCUACACCCGUGCUGCUGUAUCCGGUGAGUACAGAGCGCUUCUUCACCACAUCAGGCGACGGAAAAACUUACCUGAAGAUAGCUCCAGCUUCGGCGAUGCCGCCUGCCUCCUCGGAGAAGAGCCUUCCCUCCGGCUCAGACUUCUCCUCCAAAGCCGUGCUGUGUCUGAUCGAGGCCGUCGGACGCCGCUGGGGCCUGUACGAGACCCGCGAGCGCUCGCAGCUCUUCCAGAGCGUCCAGGAGGAGAUGGCCUCCAAGGGCCACGUGCUGCCUGUGGAGAAGAUCCGCCGCAAGUGGAACAACCUCAUCGUCACGUACAAGAGGGUUAAGGACCGCAGCCGGGAGACGGGGCACGCGAAAACGUCCUGGGAGUUCUUCGAUCUGAUGGAUGCCACGCUCUGUGACACUGUCGGCACUCAGAUCAUCAACAACAAGAGAAGCAAAGGUGGAACCGCUGUUUCUACGCUGCCCGGCCCUUUGGCAAAGAUCGCUGCGAAGCCGCAGGCUCCGCAGCCCCCCACCAUCAUCCGCCCUCACGGGGACUUUGCUUCGACCGGUGUUGUGGAAUCAGCGGGUCAGGGAGCCGUCAGUAGCACAGCUGCCAUUACCUCGAUGACCACAGGGACCUUUAGCCCAGCAAAUGCUGCAGAGCUCAAGCCCCUGAUCGUCCUCAACAGUGACAUUGUCACAACCAGCAUCCACCCAGCCACCGUCGUGCCAUCUCCAUCUUUUAUCUCCUCGCCGUGUUUUACAGAGACAGCCUCUACGUCCCCUUCCCUUGGCUCAACCAGCAACGCAGACCUCAACACCUCACACUACGUAGGCCGUAAAGCUCCAUCGUUCACAUCAGGCGUCAUACCCUUUCGCCUUAGCAACGCGCCUCUUGGCAACAGCCAGAAUCUCCUGGGCCUGUCCUCUUUCCCCCCCACAACCUCCUGCCUCACCUCCUCUAUCUCCACCUCAUUAUCUGUGCCGACCGCGUCGGGAGCCGAAGGACAGAGCCAGAAAGGAGGCGAGGAGCAGACCAGCGCCGCUUUGUUCCAGGAGAUUCUGAAGCGACAGGAGGAGCAGGCCUACCUGGAUCGGGUGGCUCGCCGCCGGGUGGAGGCCAGAGAGAAGAGGCGCGAGAGGAGGGAGGUGCGGAUGGCGGAGUCCCUCGGCAGGAUAGCCACGGCCCUGGAGCUGCUCUCCUCCAAACAGGACACAGUCAUUGCCCUCCUGCAGAGACUGGCUGAUCGGAAGUGACGCAGGGUGAAAGCCUUCUUUCUUCCCAUCCUGAAAUCAUGUUUAUGAGAACUUCUUAAACCUCCUGACACUUAGUGAUCCAGCCUGAAUGGUUUUACUCUCCUGGACUUCAUGUGAACAAGCAUUUAUAAAAUCAU
Chelmon rostratus (copperband butterflyfish) is the source of this 1553-nucleotide messenger RNA. RefSeq lists its product as uncharacterized. Bases 1 to 1416 code for a protein of 471 amino acids. The record is from RefSeq and is a predicted model, not a curated record. The transcript is spliced from 4 exons. NCBI's taxonomy places the organism in Eukaryota, Metazoa, Chordata, Actinopteri, Chaetodontiformes, Chaetodontidae.